GCAGCAUCCCGGCGCCCGGGCUCUGGUCGCUGCACGCCUGGGCUCCCUGUCUCCUCCCCUCUCCCACCCUCACCUCCACGCGGGGCUGCCCGGGCCGGUCAACUCGGCGCACUUUGCCCCUUAUUGGCAGCGGAUAAAAGGGGUCUGAGGAAAUACGGGACACCGUCACCCACUGCCAGCUCCAGCCUUUAAAUCCCCAGCGCGGGGAGAUCCUCGCAUCGCAGGUCGGCCCCGACGCCCAUCCGGAGUGCGAGGCGCAGAGCAGGGCUCCGAGCGCAGCGCCGGGUCUCGCCGCGCACAGGCGGGCUCCGGAACAGAAGUCCACCUUCUGAGCCGGCGCUCCCAACUCCGCUCCCCGGUCCCAGCCCUGGGAAAGUGAUCCCUGCGUCCGAGCGUCAAGAUGCCGGCCCACUUACUGCAAGAGGAGAUGUCCAGCUCCUACACCACCACCACCACCACCACCAUCAUAGCGCCUCCCUCCAGGGUCCUGCAGAAUGGAGGAGGCAAGAUGGAGAAGACUCCCCUCUACUUGGAAGAAGACAUCCGCCCUGAAAUCAAAGAUGAUAUACAUGACCCAAGCUACCAGGAUAAGGAGGGCCCAAAGCCCAAGCUUGAAUAUGUCUGGAGAAACAUCAUCCUCAUGUCUCUACUACACUUGGGAGCCCUGUAUGGGAUUGUGUUGGUUCCCACAUGCAAGUUUUACACCUGGCUCUGGGGAGUAGUCUACUAUUUUAUCAGUGCCCUGGGCAUAACAGCAGGAGCUCAUCGCCUGUGGAGCCAUCGAACUUACAAAGCUCGGCUGCCCCUGCGGGUCUUCCUGAUCAUUGCCAACACAAUGGCAUUCCAGAAUGAUGUUUUUGAAUGGGCCCGAGAUCAUCGUGCCCACCACAAGUUUUCAGAAACACAUGCUGAUCCUCAUAAUUCCCGACGUGGCUUUUUCUUCUCUCAUGUGGGCUGGCUGCUUGUGCGCAAACAUCCAGCUGUCAAAGAGAAAGGCGGUUUGCUAGACUUGUCUGACCUAAAAUCUGAGAAACUGGUGAUGUUCCAGAGGAGGUACUACAAAUCAGGUAUCCUGCUGCUCUGCUUCAUCCUGCCCACACUUGUGCCCUGGUGUCUGUGGGGUGAAACUUUUCAAAACAGCUUGUGUGUUGCCACUUUCCUGCGUUACGCCAUAGUGCUCAAUGCCACCUGGUUGGUAAACAGUGCCGCCCACCUCUACGGAUAUCGCCCUUAUGACAAGAACAUUAGCCCCCGAGAGAAUAUCCUGGUUUCACUGGGAGCUGUGGGUGAGGGCUUCCACAACUACCAUCACUCCUUUCCCUAUGACUACUCUGCCAGUGAGUACCGCUGGCACAUCAACUUCACCACAUUCUUCAUCGAUUGCAUGGCUGCCCUCGGUCUGGCUUACGACCGGAAGAGAGUAUCCAAGGCUGCCAUCUUGGCCAGGAUUAAAAGAACUGGAGAUGGAAGCUACAAGAGUGGCUGAGUUUGGGGUCCCUCAGGUUCCUUUUUCAAAAGCCAGCUGGGCAGAGUUCUAAUGUUCUGUUUAUUAACUACUGAAUAAUGCUACCAGAACGCUAAAGAUGAUGAUGUUAACCCAUUCCAGUACAGUAUUCUUUUAAAAUGCAAAAGUAUUGAAAGCCAA
Galeopterus variegatus (Sunda flying lemur) is the source of this 1645-nucleotide messenger RNA. It is a transcript of the gene SCD, whose product is annotated as stearoyl-CoA desaturase (delta-9-desaturase). Lineage: Eukaryota; Metazoa; Chordata; Mammalia; Dermoptera; Cynocephalidae. The transcript has 6 exons. Gene Ontology annotation, molecular function: palmitoyl-CoA 9-desaturase activity; stearoyl-CoA 9-desaturase activity; iron ion binding. Gene Ontology annotation, biological process: response to fatty acid; unsaturated fatty acid biosynthetic process. Gene Ontology annotation, cellular component: endoplasmic reticulum membrane. Bases 401 to 1486 code for a protein of 361 amino acids. The record is from RefSeq and is a predicted model, not a curated record.